AUGGCGUCAGAUGAGCGCCAUGACUUGCCGCGAAAGCUGCUAGAGGCGACGCAGGAGGGCAAUUUUGAGGAGGUCUCUCGACUGCUUAACGCAAAGGCUGACCCCAACACGCAGGACGAGGUAGGAGAGACACCGCUUUUCGAGGCUGCGGCUGUGGGAAACUCCGAGAUUGUGUCUUUGCUGCUGCUAAGCUCAGCAAAUCCAAACCACACCUCGCAGCAUGACAUGGUGGCAAGGUUCUCGGGUGUGCGAGAGGUGGAUCCGCAAGAGAAAGAGGCGGCGGUCUCCACGUUGUCAACACCCCUUCAGCUGAGGGUGCUGGAGCACACGUCUCAGGUGGUAGCUUCCAGCUCUGUGGUGGGCGAAGAACAACCUUCGAAACUGGAGGAACAGCCGGAACCACAAUCAGUGCUGGAAACAGAGCAGUGUUCUGGCGAAGCUCACGUAGAAGGCCCGGAGCCAGCCGCAAGCGCGGACCCUUCACCCGUGGCAGCUGAAGUCCAGUUGGACGGCAUGGCCGAAACAGCUGGGGAAGUGCCUGAGGCCAAGGAGCUGCAGGAAGAGCCUACGGUAGAGACCACCUCAGCUGCAGAACCUGAACCAGCCGCACCAGGAGUUGAAAAGGAAGAAGACAAACAGGAAAGCUCUACCAUCCUAGCUGGCGCUGGCGAUUCUUCUGAUGGCGGACCUCUUGUGGCCGAGCCCUCCAAGCCUGAUGAGGUGCUGAACGAAGCAGACCCCAAAGUUCCAGAUGGAGAGACACCCUCAAAGCCUGCAGAGGGCCCAGAGGAAGAUCUUUCCAAGGAGCCAGGCUCAGAAGAACCUGUGCAGCGAUCCUCUCCACAUGUUAUUGAACAUUCGCCUCUAGUGGCAGUUCGUAGCCAGCCAUGGAUGCAGAGUGCUGUGAUUGGCCAUCUGCGUCCUGGCCAGAAGGUAAAUUUGGGGGAGUGGGAUGCCACGCAGCAGUGGCGACGUAUUGUCUCUAUUGAGAUGGAGCCUGGCUCCAACCAGGCCGCUCAGGAGGGCUGGUUGCCGGUCUGGCAUCCAACCCUUGGAUCCUUGGUGAGACUGACUGGUGCCGAGGCCUUCCCACCAAAGCGUGAUUUCGAUCGGCAGCUGCCAGGCCCCUCCGUUGCAGAAGUGUGGCAGGAGCUGUAUAGCAAUGGCUGUUUGGACAUCCCUCCGCCAGAACGAACGGAGAGUGGAGGGACUUUGGCCGCCAAGGCUUUGAUGGAAGUCAUGACCUUGGGCAGAGCCCAGACGCCAGAAGGAGAGAUGGCCUUGGCCUCCUUGGACCCUGCAACCGUAGAGCACGUCAUGAAGGCCGCCAUCCAGCAUUUACGUGACAUUGGCCGGCCGCUGGAUUAG
Symbiodinium pilosum is the source of this 1368-nucleotide messenger RNA. Lineage: Eukaryota; Dinophyceae; Suessiales; Symbiodiniaceae. The record is from the annotation of a GenBank genome assembly.